Messenger RNA from Brugia malayi, 765 nucleotides. RefSeq names its product Cell death specification protein 2, putative (gene Bma-ces-2). The transcript is spliced from 4 exons. The record is from RefSeq and is a predicted model, not a curated record. Bases 1 to 765 code for a protein of 254 amino acids. Gene Ontology annotation, cellular component: nucleus. NCBI's taxonomy places the organism in Eukaryota, Metazoa, Nematoda, Chromadorea, Rhabditida, Onchocercidae. Gene Ontology annotation, biological process: regulation of transcription by RNA polymerase II. Gene Ontology annotation, molecular function: DNA-binding transcription factor activity, RNA polymerase II-specific; RNA polymerase II cis-regulatory region sequence-specific DNA binding.
AUGGACAGUUCAGCCUCUGUUCACUUAAGAAAUGCUUUAAGCGCUGUUCACAGUCCACAACUUAUACAGAAUAACGAGAAGUCGCCUUUGCCGGUGGAUUUAAAUACAGCUCUUUCGCUGUUAGCAAGGCCAGCAGCAACUCUCCCAGCAACAUUCCCGCACUUCGGUCCAUUUUCCUUUCCGGAUCCAUCUGCCCUAUUUGCAUUUUCACAACUCCGUUCCAGUUUGCCGAAUUAUCAAACGGCGACAAUAAUAUCGCCUCUCUUGUCUGCAACUGCCACAACUACAGGUGCCAUAUCCUCUGCCAGUCUUGGCCCAUCUCCUCUCAAACGGCCUAAUCGAGAACAGCAAUCAGCAUCUAGUCCACCAUCCUGCUCCUCUUCAUCGGUAACCUCAUCAUGCAGUCCUCAGCAAUCACCACAUCGAAAACAAGCAGCACCAGUACCUGACGAUAAAAAGGAUGAAGCCUACUAUGAACGGCGACGAAAAAAUAACGAUGCAGCAAAGAGAUCAAGAGAUGCGCGACGACAAAAAGAAGAAGCUGUUGCAGCGAGAGCAGCAUUUCUGGAGCAGGAAAACAUUCAGCUCCGUAGCCAAGUUGUUUUGUUGAAAAAUGAAACAGCAAAGCUACAACUAAUGCUUUUCUCAAAGCCAGAAUUAUUGGAUCCAAAAAUGUUAUCAGCAAGUCAGACUCCACAAUCCAACAUUUCUGAGCAGCAGCAGCAGCAGCAGCCAGAAUUGGCCACGCGCAAGUCAAAAAUAUGA